Messenger RNA from Strongylus vulgaris, 383 nucleotides. NCBI's taxonomy places the organism in Eukaryota, Metazoa, Nematoda, Chromadorea, Rhabditida, Strongylidae. The record is from the annotation of a GenBank genome assembly.
AUGCAGCAAACAUUUACAUUGUUACAAACUCGACAGAACACAAGGAUAUUCUUCAAAGAUCCAAUGUUGUACUAUUUUAGAAUGGUGCUAUUCGUGUUGUUUUGGCUGGUGUGGAUUGCACUAUUUGUAAUUUCAAUUCUACUCGUCGUGCUCAGCCCUGGUUGUGUUGUUCGAUCGAAACCGAAUUGGUGGCAAACUGCUAUUGCUUACAAUGUCUGGGUUCCAUCAUUCCAAGAUUCCGAUGGAGAUGGAUACGGUGACAUGCAAGGACUUCUCAAUCGUCUUGAAAACCUAAGGAAGAGCGGUGUACAGGUAGGGUUACUGCAAUUCUUUAAUGCUUCAAUGAUGAGUAAUCCUUACUUAUCCAUUUACUCCUCAUAGAC